GAGACCCAUUCCCCAUCCCCCACACAAAAGGUGGUGGGAAAAAAGCUCUUUUUGUACACACUGCGAUGAUGGCGAUGAUGAUGCCUGCAAUCUCCAACAGAACCAGCAACACCAACAUCAACAUCUCCAACGCCAAAAAUUCCCUAAAAUUCUCUUCUCUUUCUCUCCUUUUCUCAACUCUCCCUCUCUUUUCUCUUCUUCUUUAUCUUCCUCAUCACUCUCACUCUCAUAGCUAUGGUUAAUCUUAAUCAUCUCGACAACUUCUCUUCUUUUUCCUUUCCAUUGCGUUUGUUAUGAAAAACCUUGGACCUUCUUAGAGAGAGUAAGAGAGAGAAACGGAGAGUUAUGGGGACCAACUGCGGUUGCUGGGCUGUCCUUAAACGCGGCGUUUCAGGCGCCUGCAAGUCCUCUUCUUCCAAAGACUCUCCCAACACUAUUCCUCGUACUAGUCUUGUUUAUGACGCAGCCACUGAGACACGUUAUUUAAACGCAAGCAACAGAGAAUUGUGUCCUCCUAAUGAAGUUCAUCUCUCUUCUGAUCACAAUCUGAACCAGCCUCCUUCAUCAGAUGACAACAAAUCAGCUAAUAACAAUUGCCAGUUGCUCCAAUUCUCCUUCCAAGAGCUAAAAUCGGCGACGGGGAACUUCCGACCGGACAGCAUUCUCGGGGAAGGCGGGUUCGGAUACGUCUUCAAAGGAUGGAUAGAGGAGAACGGGACGGCACCAGCGAAACCCGGGUCGGGAAUUACGGUUGCUGUUAAGAGCUUGAAGCCAGAUGGUCUACAAGGUCACAGAGAAUGGGUGGCUGAAGUUGACUUUCUUGGACAGCUUCACCAUCCUAAUUUGGUCAAGCUUAUUGGUUAUUGCAUUGAAGAUGAUCAACGCUUGCUUGUUUAUGAAUUUAUGACUCGUGGGAGUCUUGAAAAUCAUCUUUUUAGAAGGAAUAUACCACUUCCAUGGUCCAACAGGAUUAAAAUUGCACUUGGAGCGGCAAAAGGAUUGGCCUUCCUCCACAAUGGCCCAGAACCAGUCAUUUACAGAGAUUUCAAGACAUCCAACAUCUUGCUGGAUUCAGAAUACAAUGCAAAGCUUUCAGAUUUUGGUUUGGCAAAAGCCGGGCCUCAAGGAGACAAGACACAUGUCUCUACCAGAGUGGUUGGGACAUACGGCUAUGCUGCUCCAGAAUAUGUAAUGACAGGACACUUGACAUCCAAAAGUGAUGUUUAUAGCUUUGGAGUGGUUCUACUAGAGAUCUUAACAGGAAGAAGAUCGAUGGACAAGAAGCGGCCUAGUGGAGAACAGAACUUGGUGGCAUGGGCUCGGCCAUACUUGGCUGAAAAGAGAAAGCUUUACCAACUAGUGGAUCCUAGAUUGGAACUGAAUUACUCCCUUAAAGGGGUGCAAAAAGUCUCUCAAUUGGCUUACAACUGCCUCAGUAGGGACCCGAAAUCGCGUCCCACCAUGGACGAAGUUGUGAAGGUUCUCACUCCAUUGCAAGACCUCAAUGACCUUGCAAUCUUAACGUACCAUUCUCGCUUGUCCCAACAAGGCAGACGCAAGAAGAAAUCGGAUGGAGCUCAACAGAUCACGUACACACAAUCCAAAAGCAUGAGAGAUUCUCCAUUAAAUACUGGGAAGCAGCGAAAUAGAUGAUGAGAAAGGGCAGUGAAAAAGAAACACACAUUAACGCUGGGAAUUGUGGAUGACACCUUUUGUUGACUCGGUUGUGUGAAGAUAUUAUUUCAAGCUUAUAUAAUUUAUGGGGUGUUUUGAAAUUUGCCUGAGCUGGGGGACAAAUGGAGAAAAAAAAAAAGGAAGAUUCAUUUUCCUUUUGUUUUUCUUUAGACCAUUUUACAUUUAGAGAUCUAACCAUCAAUUGGAACCUUGCUCACGAUUUGCUUGUGUUGUAAUUGAGCUAUAUCUCUUGUAAUUAGAUAAAACCUCUCUCAUUUUUAUA
Molecule: messenger RNA, 1957 nt
Organism: Morus notabilis
Lineage: Eukaryota; Viridiplantae; Streptophyta; Magnoliopsida; Rosales; Moraceae
Product: probable serine/threonine-protein kinase PIX7
Exons: 6
Coding region: 346-1653 (435 amino acids)
Biological process (GO): protein phosphorylation
Molecular function (GO): protein kinase activity; ATP binding
Source: RefSeq, a predicted model, not a curated record